GGAUCCGAUUCGGCGACAGGAUCAGGGGCUGGAGGCUUUGGCAGAACAAUGGCUACCUGCUUAUAACGAGCAAAAUAUUCGUUGGCUAUGUCGACAAUGAGGUGGUCUUCAAAGUGCAAGUGGUUGUAAGCGUGAUAGAAGAACGACUUGGCGAACGGCCGGCCUCCUGUACUCUGAACAGACUGUCGAAGGAGGUAAAGACAGGCAUCGGUAUAGAUGCGGCUGGGGAUACGGUCGAUCAUCGUGUUUGGUGUCACCCAGGGAGUGGAGAGGGCAUUGAGAUACUGUUUGAGAGUGUACGUGCGGUCAAUGUUCAAGAUAGUGAGCCCCUCAAGGCUGAUCAAGACAUCGUUCUGUUUCAGUGAUCUAUCGAUGAGGUAUUCCGGGUUGAACAUUGCGUCCAUGCCAGAGCUUGAUGACGAGAGAGCCAUCCAUUUCGGCUGGAGAUGGUACUUCCUUGCCGCUCGCCGGAUAUACUUGUUGAAAAUAUGGCGCUCAUUGUCCGAGAGAGUGCCGACGGGAAAGACAGUGAGAUUGCACCCUUGGCCAAUAGGCAGUGGUUUGGAACGGGAGAGGAUGAGAGUCAGGUGCAGUGUGUUAGACUGUAGCUUGCUUGAGACAUAUUCCAGUCCCGAGUAGACCUGGGGUGCAAUCAUGUUCGAGUCAAAGGCCGACUCCUGAGUUAAGGGUGGAGAUAUCAUAUCUCGGGUCAACGGAUCGGUAGAGGGGGGACGUAUAUCCCCCCUGUUUCGAGAUUGCUCGUGGAGAAUCAUCCUCUUUCUCCCUCCGCCGCCUGCUUGACCAGACGUUCAGACGGGCAGCAGCGAUGUGAAGAAGAACGGCCACAAUGAUGAAACAUCCCGAUUGUUAUAUAUCGUCAUGAAGAUGCACG
Trichophyton rubrum CBS 118892 is the source of this 892-nucleotide messenger RNA. RefSeq lists its product as uncharacterized. Bases 217 to 639 code for a protein of 140 amino acids. The record is from RefSeq and is a predicted model, not a curated record. The transcript has a single exon. Lineage: Eukaryota; Fungi; Ascomycota; Eurotiomycetes; Onygenales; Arthrodermataceae.